CCCAAGAAACACCUUAUUUUCUGGAGCCGCCUGCUGACCGGAUUCCGAUCCGCGCCACUACAGCCUGGUUUCUCAGUCAGUUUCCAAAGUCGCUGCUCGACAAACAUUGCCAACUGCCAUAGUCAGCAAGACACAACGUGAAUCCAAAUGCAACCUAUAGCAUACCCGCCAAUCCUCCCAGCACCGCCUGCGGUUGAAGGCUCAGUCUCUCCUUUACCCAGCUGCCACCCAACGAGAAACCUGGUUCGAAAGCGUGUUUCGACCUCGGUCGCCUGCAAUGUCUGCCGUCUCAGGAAGAUUAGGUGUGAUAGCGAACGGCCAACUUGUUCAAACUGCAAGAAGGCACGCUCAACCGGUUAUGUCUAUAGAAAGCACCACAAAAUGGCAGAUGCUUCCCUAAUAGAACUGCUCGAGCUUUUUAGAGCCAUGCCAGAAGACCGUGCAGCCCACCUUCUGACGGCUAUACAGAACAAUAGUAAUACUGCUAGCCUCUUAUCCACCAUUGAAACGAACACAGCAGGAACACCAUCUAUUACGGCAUCUGGGUCGUCGCCGAGUUUUGCAUCAUCGCAGCCAAUAGCGCCUGUACAGAAUCCCUUAGAGUCCGAACUAAUGGCGAAAAAUCCGAAUACAUAUCCCGCCUUAAGUUCUAUCGUGGACUCCGAUCUAGCACGUAGUAGUCUUAUCGGAUCUGUUCUAAGCUUCGCGGCACACCAUACAAUUAGUAGUAGUUCCGAUCCUACCGUAUCCGAUCCGACUACUCAGAACUUCUAAAUAGCUCCCAAACCGACAACCGAAUCUGCGUAUUACGACAAGCGUUUACGCAACCUUGAUAGCAGUUACUAGACUAAUGUGGAGGUUACGAACAACCUCGCCGCGCGAGUUAUCUCCUUGUACAUAUCGUUAGAUUAUCCGCUUCUCGGUUUCUUCGAUCCAAAUCUAUUCAUCGAUAACUUAGUUAGCUAAAAGAAAGGUUCUGCUCUCGGUUCCUUGUUUAUAUCGUGUUACAUCAAAUGUGUUGCGCCUUUAAUAAAAGCGCGGUUUGGUUAGCAGAG
Truncatella angustata is the source of this 1055-nucleotide messenger RNA. RefSeq lists its product as uncharacterized. The coding region runs from base 148 to 774 and encodes 208 amino acids. Lineage: Eukaryota; Fungi; Ascomycota; Sordariomycetes; Amphisphaeriales; Sporocadaceae. The record is from RefSeq and is a predicted model, not a curated record. The transcript is spliced from 3 exons. Gene Ontology annotation, molecular function: zinc ion binding; DNA-binding transcription factor activity, RNA polymerase II-specific. Gene Ontology annotation, biological process: regulation of DNA-templated transcription.